Molecule: messenger RNA, 934 nt
Organism: Magallana angulata
Lineage: Eukaryota; Metazoa; Mollusca; Bivalvia; Ostreida; Ostreidae
Product: O-methyltransferase MdmC-like
Exons: 7
Coding region: 52-882 (276 amino acids)
Molecular function (GO): S-adenosylmethionine-dependent methyltransferase activity; O-methyltransferase activity
Source: RefSeq, a predicted model, not a curated record
UAAACUCAGUGUUAUCCCUUCUCCCAACUCCAGUGAACUCAAACAUUCGAUAUGGCUAGUGAGAAGUUUAUGAUUUUAGACCCUGCUUAUAGAAAGCUACAGAAACUUAAGGAAUUGGUUAGAGAAGAAAAUGCCUCAUCUAAAAUUAGCGCUGAGAUUGGUGAAGUUAUUGAUCUAUUGAAGGCUCGUUACGAUUAUUGCGAGGGGAUCACAUCCGACCCUAGCAAGGAUCUCCAACAACUCAUGCAUUCCACGUUUCACCACCAGUGGCAGAAUGAUCACGCCGAAGGAAAGUUGUCAAGAGUCCCCAGUACAAUGAUGAUGUCUGGGAAGUUAGAAGCGCAGUUUCUGCAAUCGCUUACAAGCUUGUGUAACGCUGAGCGUGUCCUGGAACUAGGUCUGUUCACCGGAUGUACGGCUUUGGCGUUUGCGGAAAGCAUACCGGAAGACGGGAAAGUGGUGUCCUGUGAACUUGACCCUUACAUUGCUGAUCUUGCAAGGUCAUUUCUAGAUAAGACGUCCUGUGGGAAGAAAGUUGAAAUCAUGAAGGGUCCCGCCAAAUCAUCUCUAGAGAUUCUCGCAAAGAAGAAGGAACAGUUUGAUAUAAUUUUCAUAGAUGCCGACAAAAAGGGUUAUAUCACCUACUACAAGACGAUAUGGGAUUUGGGACUUUUGGCGCCAAAGGGAACGAUAUUAGUGGACAACGUGCUCUUUCACGGGGAUCCAUACUCUAAGGAGGGACGCACGGGUGAAAUUGGGCAGAGUAUUAUCAACUUCAAUGAGAUGGUCAGAAAGGACGACCGAGUCCACAAGAUAAUGGUUCCCAUUCGUGAUGGCCUUAUGAUCAUACGAAGAAAGGAGGAUGUUGACAGACAGAAGUAAAGGAAAAUACUCCACAGACCAAUUCAAUUCUCAUAAUAAACGACAUACUAUU